Molecule: messenger RNA, 994 nt
Organism: Gadus macrocephalus (Pacific cod)
Lineage: Eukaryota; Metazoa; Chordata; Actinopteri; Gadiformes; Gadidae
Product: ubiquitin-conjugating enzyme E2 D4-like
Exons: 7
Coding region: 217-660 (147 amino acids)
Biological process (GO): ubiquitin-dependent protein catabolic process; protein polyubiquitination
Cellular component (GO): nucleus
Molecular function (GO): ubiquitin conjugating enzyme activity
Source: RefSeq, a predicted model, not a curated record
UGUUCUUUCCUGUAGCCCUUUAAACGCUGAGCCUCCAAAAUAAAACACCAGUUCCCAGAAUGCAUUAGGCGAUGCUUCAGCGCAGAACAAAAGUGGAAACAAAAGACAUCUAUUUCUCAAACAAAUACUAUAAACUCCACUCAACACCACCUCCAAGUCGGCCAGCAGCUGACUGACAGCUUCAACAUUCAACACCACAGCUUUGAGGGAUCCGAAAUGGCUUUGAAAAGAAUACAGAAGGAGCUAAAAGAUCUGCAGAGGGAUCCCCCCGCACAGUGCUCUGCAGGACCAGUAGGAGAGGACUUGUUUCAUUGGCAAGCCACAAUCAUGGGACCGUCGGACAGUCCGUAUCAAGGAGGUGUGUUCUUCCUGACUAUCCACUUCCCAACGGACUAUCCCUUUAAACCACCAAAGAUUGCCUUCACAACAAAGAUCUACCACCCGAACAUCAACAGCAACGGUAGCAUAUGUCUGGACAUUUUAAGGUCUCAGUGGUCACCUGCACUAACCGUAUCAAAAGUUUUGUUGUCCAUAUGCUCUUUGCUCUGCGACCCCAAUCCGGAUGACCCUCUGGUCCCAGACAUCGCACACAUCUACAAAUCAGACAAACCUAGGUACAACAAAUUAGCAAGAGAAUGGACUCAAAAGUAUGCAGUGUAAACUACUGUGAAGUCUUAGCGCCAAUGGAAAGAAUUAUGACACACUUCUUGCUGGACAAAUUCCAAAAUGGAUGUCCAAAAUAUCCACACUGGUUGUAAAAAAAAAAGGGGGUUUUCAUUAGAAGCACUUUCUCUUUCUGGAAAUAACUGGUUUUAUUCUUGAAUUUUAUUAUUUUCUUUGUUUGCUAUUAUGAUUAUUAUGAUAAUAAUACUUAUUAUUGAUGAAACUGCAAAAAAUAUUGUUUUUAUUUUCAGAGAGUUAUAAUGUAUGGUGUCAAACUAUACAAAUCUAUUUUUAUUAUUUUGCAUUAAAAAUUAAAGCCCAAUGUGCAUUA